Cuculus canorus (common cuckoo) is the source of this 2053-nucleotide messenger RNA. Its product is annotated as leukotriene C4 synthase. The transcript has 4 exons. Gene Ontology annotation, molecular function: glutathione peroxidase activity; leukotriene-C4 synthase activity; glutathione transferase activity. The record is from RefSeq and is a predicted model, not a curated record. The coding region runs from base 537 to 1283 and encodes 248 amino acids. NCBI's taxonomy places the organism in Eukaryota, Metazoa, Chordata, Aves, Cuculiformes, Cuculidae. Gene Ontology annotation, cellular component: endoplasmic reticulum; nuclear envelope; membrane. Gene Ontology annotation, biological process: leukotriene biosynthetic process.
UCUUAUAAGAUUCUUUCCUUCCUUUAUUCUUUUCCCUGUUGAAAACGAUAAAAAUGCAUAAUUUGUUUUGAUAUAUUAAAAAAAAAGUGUGUGGGGACAGGUACUGAUUUAUUACUCACUCCUGGAACCUUGGCAGCCCCUCCUCACUGAGGCUCAAACUGCGUUUGCAGCAUUAGGUUCUUCAGGCUUUUUCCAGCUCCUAAUCUGGCUCCACUCCCCGAGACUUGGUAGAUUUUUGGCCAAAUGUAUGAUUAAAUUGCCUAGGGAAUGGUAGAAUGUUGGAGAAAUCAGAAACAAACCCAUUGUUUUUCAUAGCACAGAUCAUACCGUCCUUUCUUGCAGAAAAACUGUAUUUUUGUCGAAGAAAACCUGGCUGGAGAUUUGAUUACCUUCUGCUGAAUUUGAUCUGGGAGAAGGCUCCUUCUUGGAGCAGACUUGUGUGACACCCGAAUUUGAGCUGUGCUCACCCAAGGGGAACAGAAAACUCCUUAAAUAACUUCAAGGAACCUCUACCCUUGCAGCUUUUAAGCUUGUAGAUGCACCCGAUGUCUGUGAAGGCACCGUGUGUGGGGCCAAGGACAGACCCACCGAGGGGCCAGCACACACAUCUCCAUCUCAGCCACUGCUUGUCAUUCCAGGGGCUGUGGGAAUACAGGGCAAAUUGCUCAGAGUACUUCCCCAUCUUCAUCUCACUUCUCUGGGUUGCUGGAAUCUUCUUCCAUCAAGCACUUCAAAUCAGUCUGUCUGGGUGUCAUUCUCGUGGCCAUGCCCCAUCUGCAGGGGGAAGCCCCCGGCCCCAAAGCUCCCCUCUCUCCCCCAGGAGUGGCUGCGGGCUGUGGGCUGCUGUACCUCUACACCCGCCUCAAGUACUUCCAGGGCUACAUGGCGGCUGCGCAGGCACGGUUGGCGCCGCUGUACGCCAGCGCCCGGCUGCUCUGGCUGCUGCUGGGGCUGGCGGUGGCCGGGCUCCUGGCACACUUUGUGCCGCCCUGCUCCUCCGCAUGGGCGGCAGGGCUGGCGAAGCCCCUCCAGCUGCUCGGCGCCUGGUGAGCAGGGCAGCUGCUCUCCAAAACCCAAGGCUGGUCCUUGUCGGAGGAGUGGGAGUUGCUUGGAAUGCUCAGGGAGUGAGCAUCUCCCCAGCUCUGCACUUACCUUUGAAGGGAGGUGGAUCUUGGCACUUCCCUGCUGGCAAAGCUCUGCUCUUCGGAGCUGAUGUCCCUUCUACUACAGACAGCAAACGCUGCCCAGGCUCUGCCCAUGGGCAGCACAGCUGCGUUUUGUAGCACUGCCUGCUCUAAAACCUCUCAUGCCUUUGGCUCGGCCUCCCGGAGCAGGGGUUGACCCAUACACUGUUGUCAUUUCUCCUUACUGCUGUACGGAUCUAUGUUGAAGGAUCACGUCAUGGCUAUGCAAAAAAUAAAUUCCUUUUCUCAGUAGAAAUCACCUGUGAUUGUCAAAGGGGUUUGGGAACAAACCGUGAGAACAGCUGAAGGUCAGGGGAAUGGGUUGCAUGGGAAAAGCUGCUAUGAUAAGAAUCAACUUGAAAGAGGGGGUAAACUUCUCUAACACCUUAUCUAAACUUUGGGAAAAAAAGCCUGACUCUAGUCCAAAUGCCGAUAUCUCUGUUUGGCAUUGAGUAGAAUGAUCUUGACUUGGCCCUGACUUCACUUACCUCCAACCUACCAGCAGGACUUUGCCCUCUCUCUAGUUUUCCACCUCUGCUGCACACUUGGGGUUUGCUGGUAACUCAAGCUGGCACCACCCAGGCAGCUCCUUGCUAAGAUCUAUGUGAGAAUAAAAAGAGAAUAAAAAGAGAAACCUAUUUCAUAAGACAACUGUUCCACCAGCGCAGCCUUGGGUGCACGGCUGCCCACGUGCCUUCCUUGCUCUCUGCCAAGGGAAGAGCUGACCAACCUUUCUUUAAUAACUGAUGAAGGUUCCUGUGCUGCUGCUGCUGCAGGGGCAAAAAUACGUGUCUCGCCCUGGGCUGCUCUAAGUGCUUUCCCCAGCAUGAGCAAUGCUUUGGGAGCAUUGGGUUAGGGCGAGCGCUGAG